UGCACGUCUUCCCUAGAUGGCUUCCCUGAAGCCUUACCCCACCCGGCAGAGAAGUAAUCCUUACCCCCAUUUGUGGAUGAGGAAACCAAGGCCCAGAGAAGUCAAGUAGUGCGCUGAAGAUCACACAGCCAGGAAUAGAGUCCGGAUUGGGACUCAGACGUGGCUAAGGCCAGGGCAUCCAGGCUGGGCCAGGCACCUCUUCGUCUUCCUGGGGAGCGUUCUUUCCAGCACUAGGCGAGAGUCUGGCCCUGGGGCGCCUGUCCCACCUGCAGGUUCUCCCCCAGACUCCGGCGGGCGGGGCGCGGAGAAGGCGCUAAAGCACAGGUGAGGCCAGUGCGCGGGAGAGCGAGCGCUCCCGCACUAGUAGGGUGGGUGAGCGAGAAAGAGCAGAGCGCGGAGGCGCGGGGGCGUGAGCGCCGGCCCUGAGAGCAGCCCCGGACAGAGCCGCGCGGCAGCGCUCCCCAGGCGCUGCCCGCUCCCGGCCCCCGCCCCCUCGGUGGUGGCUCGCUGUUUGCUUCUCCGGCUGCGAACCAGACACAGCCUCCGCCGCUUCCUGGCGCGCUGCUCCUGGCUCCCGGGAACAGCUCCGUGGGCCCCGGUCGCUUCCUGUCCCCAGCGCCAGCACUACAGGGACGCAACGCGGCUACCGACCCAGAGCCACUCGAGGCUAAAGGGGCCCCCGGGGCCCCGGCGCAGCGCACGGUGAGCGCCCCCCGGGGCUUGGGGAUCCCUUAGCCGCGGGUCCCAGCGUGCCACCCCAUCCCGGGUGCCCGAUGGGGCCGCCCGGGGGGUGCAGGGCUGAAGUUGGGAGCACACGCAGACCGCCCCUGGCUCCAAGCCCGACAUGCUGCCGCCCGGGCGCAAUGGCACCGCGUACCGGGCGCGGUUCGGGCAGCAGCAGCUUGCGCAUGGAGGCGCCUCGGAGGGCUCGGAGGGGGCAGCGCCGCUGGGGCCGGCGCAGGUGGUCACCGCUGGCCUCCUGACGCUGCUCAUCGUGUGGACCCUGCUGGGCAACGUGCUGGUGUGCGUGGCCAUCGUGCGAAACCGCCACUUGCGCGCCAGAAUGACCAACGUUUUCAUCGUGUCUCUGGCGGUGUCCGAUCUCUUCGUGGCACUGCUGGUCAUGCCCUGGAAGGCGGUCGCUGAGGUGGCCGGUUACUGGCCUUUUGGGGCCUUCUGCGACGUCUGGGUGGCCUUCGACAUCAUGUGCUCCACAGCCUCCAUCCUGAACCUGUGCGUCAUCAGCGUGGACCGCUACUGGGCCAUCUCUAGGCCUUUCUGCUACCAGCGCAAGAUGACCCGGCGCGUGGCCUUGGUCAUGGUCGGCUUGACCUGGACCCUGUCCAUCCUCAUCUCUUUCAUCCCAGUCCAGCUGCACUGGCACAGGGACAAGGCAGGCUCCUGGGGUGGGGUGGACCCACCAUCCAACCUGGCCAACGGGACGCCUUGGAACGAAUCGGGAGAGCCAGAGAUGAGGGCAGACAACUGUGACUCCAGCCUGAAUCAAACUUACGCCAUCUCCUCCUCGCUCAUCAGCUUCUACAUCCCGGUGGCCGUCAUGAUCGUGACCUACACGCGCAUCUACCGCAUCGCCCAGGUGCAGAUCCGCAGGAUUUCCUCCCUGGAGAGGGCCGUGGAGCGCCGGAGCCGCUGGGCCUGCGCACCAGACAGCAGCCUGCGAGCGUCCAUCAAGAAGGAGACCAAGGUCCUCAAGACCCUGUCGGUGAUCAUGGGGGUCUUUGUGUGCUGCUGGCUGCCCUUCUUCAUCCUUAACUGCAUGGUCCCCUUCUGCAGCAGACACCCCGAGGGCCCGAGGGUGGGCUUCCCUUGCAUCAGCGAGACCACCUUCGACGUCUUCGUCUGGUUCGGCUGGGCCAACUCCUCUCUCAACCCCAUCAUCUAUGCCUUCAAUGCGGACUUCCGGAAGGUGUUUGCCCAGCUGCUGGGGUGCAGCCACCUCUGCACCCGCACCCCGGUGGGGACAGUGAACAUCAGCAAUGAGCUCAUCUCUUACAAUCAGGACACCGUCUUCCACAAGGAGAUGGCGGCUACCUACAUCCACGAGAUCCCCAGCGCCGUGACCCUGGGGGACAGGGAGGUGCACGAAGGGGAGGAGGGCCCUUUAGAUCCUAUGUCCCGGAUCUCUCAGAUGUCCCCAGAUGGUGACCAUGCUGCCGAGUCUCUCUGGGAGCUGGACUGUGAGGGGGACAUUUUAUUAGGCAAAGUCACGCCUUUCACCCCAAGUGGGUUCCAUUAAACUGCACAAGAAAUGCUCCUCCUGGGUCUGGAUAACAUCACAGACAUUCACAGGCAUGCGCAACACACACAUGCAUAUGCACACACCCAUGUGCACACACAUGCACACACAUCCACACAUGCACACACGCACA
Rhinolophus ferrumequinum (greater horseshoe bat) is the source of this 2390-nucleotide messenger RNA. It is a transcript of the gene DRD5, whose product is annotated as dopamine receptor D5. The record is from RefSeq and is a predicted model, not a curated record. Gene Ontology annotation, molecular function: dopamine neurotransmitter receptor activity; G protein-coupled receptor activity. Gene Ontology annotation, cellular component: plasma membrane. The coding region runs from base 845 to 2257 and encodes 470 amino acids. The transcript is spliced from 2 exons. NCBI's taxonomy places the organism in Eukaryota, Metazoa, Chordata, Mammalia, Chiroptera, Rhinolophidae. Gene Ontology annotation, biological process: adenylate cyclase-activating adrenergic receptor signaling pathway.